This is a messenger RNA of Oncorhynchus mykiss (rainbow trout), 3518 nucleotides long. RefSeq names its product ras-related protein Rab-14. Lineage: Eukaryota; Metazoa; Chordata; Actinopteri; Salmoniformes; Salmonidae. Gene Ontology annotation, molecular function: GTPase activity; GTP binding. Gene Ontology annotation, cellular component: trans-Golgi network; recycling endosome; phagocytic vesicle. The record is from RefSeq and is a predicted model, not a curated record. Gene Ontology annotation, biological process: phagosome maturation; Golgi to endosome transport; endocytic recycling.
ACGGGCGGACAUCUUGGACGCAGUAUCCAGUUCUUAUUAUACCGCAGUGCCUUUGUCCAAGAAGCCCAUAUACAACAGAGGAAACCCUGUGCAGUGCAAGCAGCCAUCUUGGAUAGACAGCCAAGGCAGAUACUUCAGGCAGGAUAACCUACAGAUAGAUCCCUUCUGAGCAGCUCAAGACAUAAAACCGACAAUUCCCGAGCCACGAUGGCCACCGCACCGUACAACUACUCCUACAUUUUCAAAUACAUCAUCAUCGGGGACAUGGGGGUAGGGAAGUCGUGUUUGCUUCAUCAGUUCACAGAGAAGAAAUUCAUGGCGGACUGCCCCCAUACGAUCGGCGUGGAGUUUGGCACAAGGAUAAUCGAGGUGAGCGGCCAGAAGAUCAAGCUGCAGAUCUGGGACACGGCGGGCCAGGAACGCUUCAGGGCCGUCACGCGUAGUUACUACAGGGGGGCCGCGGGCGCACUCAUGGUCUACGACAUCACCAGGAGAAGCACAUACAACCACCUCAGCAGUUGGCUGACUGACGCCAGAAACCUCACCAACCCCAAUACUGUGAUCAUUCUUAUAGGUAACAAAGCAGACCUGGAAGCCCAGAGGGACGUGACGUAUGAGGAGGCCAAGCAGUUUGCUGAGGAGAACGGUCUCUUAUUCCUGGAAGCCAGCGCCAAAACGGGUGAGAACGUGGAGGAUGCCUUCCUGGAGGCGGCUAAGAAGAUCUACCAGAACAUCCAGGACGGCAGUCUGGACCUGAACGCUGCAGAGUCUGGUGUCCAACACAAGCCCUCUGCCCCCCAGGGAGGCCCACUAUCCAACGAACCACAGCCCCAGAGGGAAGGCUGCGGCUGCUAAUGACCAACGCCUCUCUCUGUGUCCUUCUCCACCCCCCCCCUCUCUCUCUCCUCAUCCUCCAUCAUCCCCUCCCCACUCCACUGGGACUGCAUGAGGGUGGGGCACGGAUGGAGGGAGGGAACAAGGGAUGGGUUGGCUGGGUUGUGUAGUAGUGUACGUCCCUCUGCCUCCCUCGUUAUUCCUCUUCUUUUCCUGUCUGUGCAUCCUCCUCCACCUUUUCACAUGGUCGUUGUCUUCACGUCUUCCUCCUCCUCUGCAUCAUUCAGUCCAGCUCAUCUGCCAUGGGAUUCCAGUUCCAUGUAUAAAGACACAUAGAUGGGUAAACCUGAAGAAAUACUUUUUUUAACGUUUCCUUUUAUAGCUUCUACUAUAUUAUCAAUCAAGUCUCAUCUAGCACAUCUGAAACCAACCAAGCCUGUAUAGUCUAACCUCCACUGACAUUGAGUUAUCUAGACACUCUCUCCGCAUCUCUCCCCCUGCAUCACUCCUGCAUGGUUUAAUGAUCUAGGACUAUUUUAAUUGAACUGAAAUGUGUAUGAGUAAAACAUUUCCCUCGAUGGCUUGGUCUCUUCCGGGGGAGGAGAUGGUUAGUGAAAGAAAUUAUGUAAUGUAUGACGCGGCCCGCUACUGAUCACUAUUAGCGGUGUGUGUUUGUGUGCGUGUGGUCCAGUUGUUGAACCUGGUCUAGAACAGGUAUCCACUGUCUCUACCCAAAGCUUUGCCCCCUGGUCCUUAUGGUAAAGCUCUGAUACUAGGCAGAGAUGGAAUCCUUCUAAUGGUGUUCUACAGUACACCUCAGAGUGGCAACACUAGUGUAGUAGAGAGACACUUUAAAGCCCAAGAGACCUGGAAUUCCCCGACCUACUUGUCUUUCUCCCUAUAGGACGUCACAGGAAAGGCUCUGGGUGUUUUCCUGCCACUACAGUGUGUCUGUGUGCAGGGAUUUCUUUAACUAAGUUAAUGACACUUAAGAAAACAAAACGUUUUCCUUUAUGGGGAAGGAUUCCUUCAGAUCAUCAGUUUCAUUGCACCAACUUCCUCCUCUCCCCCCCCCCAGACCAUAUCAAUAGAAUCUGUCUGUCCUUACCAGCAUUUUCUUUGUUUGUUGCCUUAUGGUUAAUAUUAUUACUGUUUAAUCUUUUCUUUGCUGCGCUACAUACUGCUGUCAAAUAAACAAACUGUUUUACAAUAUGGUGAUAUUUCUGUGUAAAACAUGGUAACUGGUGUAACACAGGGGUGCUGGUGAAGAAAGGUAGAUGUUGCCCCUUAAAUCCAGAGCUAGGAUUUAAAAACAAAAGUCAAAUUGGGGCUGUUUUAUAUUUGUUCUGUUUCUUACAUGUACAAGUAUGAAAUGGAAAUGUUAUUUUGUUGUAUAUCCCACUACCCCUGAGACACCCUCGGAGAGUGGUGUCACAGCCAGGGAUCCUGGAGCAAUUAGGGUUGAGUGCCUUGCUCAAAGACAGAUUGAUAGAUUGAUUUUCAACUAGUCGCUCAGGGAUUUGAACUAGCAGCCUUUCGGUUACUGGCCCAACGCUCUAACCACUAGGCUACCUGCUGCGAUCAGCUUACCCUAUUCCAUCUUAACCCUACACCUGUGGUCCCUCACCCCAGCCCACUCUCCUCACAGGCUUGUAUAGUAACAACACCAAGCAACAUGCCCCACCAGAACGGCCCCAAACGGAAAUAGUUAUACGGAAUUUUUUCAAGCUCAAUUUCUGUAGGUGACCAUGCUAUUUAGAGGAUUGGUCAACCCAGAGAUUGAAGAUACACACAUCUCGGCAUGUUUAUUUCAUGCAACAUUAGCCAGGGAUGGCAGACUAAAAGCAUAGCUGAUGUUUUGGAGCUGUCAAAUCAGUGAGGUGCUCUUGAUCAUUGUCAUGACGCCACACCCAUCCCAUCGAAGUUCAUAACGAGAAAGUGUUGGCUAUAAAUAAUCACUCAAAUCAAGGUGUAGAUUACUUCUCACAUUCCAAUGUAUGAACUUCUAAACAAGUUGCACCUUAAUGCAGCUCUGUGUAGCCAAUGGCAAUGCACAAUGCCCGGAGCCGCUUGUGGAUUUGACAGCUCUAAUGCAGUUAAACCUCCACACCGCCAAAACAACCGCUAUGCGGAUUAGAUUGAGCCCAUAGUUUCUAUGAAUAAAUGUUUUGAGUAGAGGGAGUCUGUCCAUAGUGCUACUUGGUGGUUCCAUCGUUUUGUUUCUUCACUCUUCAUCCUCAGUCUGAGUAGAAGGGGAGUGGAAGUGUUCAAACUAGUACUUUGUCGAUUCCACUCAACUCUUGCUUGUAGGAGGUGGAGUGGAGAAUGUCACUGUUUUUGAGUUAGGUUUUCUCUCCAUGUAAUGUUUAAUGAAAUUGGAUAAAACUAUGACCAAAGUAUGGAAAAAUUGCUUCUACGAUGAUAGUGGUCCCCUCCCCAAUGUUGGCGGGAUUAUUAAGGGGAUAGGGUGCCAUCACCCUAACUCAUUUUAAUACACCAAUGGUAACAUGAUGCAUUGCUGUCUUAAUUUUGGGGCGUGGGAAUGUCUAGAGAUGGGUCCUCCUACGUUCUAAAACGUACAUGUAUACAUUUUGAAGGAGCUGUGUUAACAUUUAAAUGCAUUCUUGCGUGUAUAUGAUUUCAAUGACAAAAUGCUCUAGACAGAAAAUACAUUAUACAUAACC